CCCAGCUCUCUGAAGUUUCAGUCUAUGAGUAAGACUCUCGUGGCCAUCACGUUGGCAUGAGAGCACUACGCUAGCUGCUAUGUUCACAAUGCUGUCUAGUGCAGUCUCUUGCUGUUGAGAGGCUCCAUCUUUUCAUGUUGCGAGGUGGUCCGAAGUAGGCAGCGGGCUUUUGUGGCUCACACUUGAGGGCGGUGAUAGAAAGCAUGGCAUCUGUAAAGAUAUCGCCAGCUAGAGCUAGGGCUAUCAGCGAUCCGCUGCAAGUAGGCAAGACUCGUCUGCAAGCACGUUUCGGUGUGCAGUCAAAUUACGGGCCUCAGAGGGGGAUUGGAGGCACGUGCCACUUUCAGGUGCCACAUGCUAUGUAUCCACAUUCUCGUUACCUUCCACCAAACAAAGCUGUGGAAUCUGAAGCUGUACAACUUCCCCUUUAUAUCAGCUCUGAACAUCGCACAGCUAGUCUCCGGCCAAAAAGCCAACCUUAUGAUCUCAAAAGGUUGCUAGCAAGGUCUCGUGGGGCUUUCGGAGGGCGGCACCAGCAGGAUCGAAGCUGCAAGGCUGCGGGGGUUGAACCUGUAAACACAGAGCAAGAGACAGAGCAUGUGGAAGGAGAAGAGGGCAAUAUCUGGCUGCUAAAGGAGUGGAAAAUCACAAUCGAUGCGCUUGUCGCUGGACAGCAGAUCUGUAUCCUCCGGAAAGGUGGGAUCCAUGAGAGGGCUUUCGCCCUCCCCUCCUCCGAGUUCCUUUUCUUCCCCAGCUUCUUCCACGCCACCCCAAGCAUGCUGAAACCCGAGUUUGUGGAGCAACAUUCGGCGGCGCUAAAAAUCCCUCCGGAACGGCCGUUGGGGGCCGUCGUUGAGAUCUCAGCAUACGCCCGUUGCACCGGCUUGUGGAGCACCAAGGAUCCCGACAUUUUGAGCAACCUAAAAGAUCUGCACAUCUGGUCUGACGAGUUCCUUCACAAGCGGCUCGGCUGGAAGAUGGACCGCCCUCUUUCGAUUCUCGAGCUUCGAGUGACGCCGCUGUUGUGGCCCAUCCAACUCGAGUACGCGCAAGAGCAUGGCGGCUGCAAAAGCUGGAUUCCCCACCACACAGGAACGUUCAACGGACAGAUGAGGACUGGCGCGCCGGCACUGAACGACACAGAGUUUGCCGAAGCGCAGCGGCGCUUGCGGGAACGAUUAAAGGGCGUCGAAGGGGACUGGCAUACCGUCUGAGUUUGGGGUCGAUCGCUCUGUAGAAUUGCUUUUGGCUACCGUCUGAGCCCGAAGGAUGUGUACAUAUACUUGCAGUAGUUUUAGCAGCGGUUCGGUCGUCUCACAGGUUUCGAUGCGUUCGCGAACGAAGGCAUCGUAGAAGGAACUUAGUUGGCCUGUAGCAUGUGUAAUAGCUCAGCGAAUAUACAGUAGGCGGAUGCCACAUGCAGGAUCUUCAAGAAGAGCAGCUCUGAGCCUAGUCGGCAUGUCAGCCCAUGCAGGUUGGACGGUCGCACCUGCAGAGGGCCGCACGACUGCUGUACCGUCAUGUACGGACACAUACUGAUAAUUGGCCGCAUUAUACUCAAACAGCUUGCUCAGGCUGUGGAUAUAUAGCUUCUUUUAACCUUAGAAGAUUAAUCAGCACAAGGCGCAUGCAAGAACCUACGUCGUUUGAGCAUUCCAUUAUUAUAAGAUCGUCG
Messenger RNA from Klebsormidium nitens, 1675 nucleotides. The record is from the annotation of a GenBank genome assembly. Lineage: Eukaryota; Viridiplantae; Streptophyta; Klebsormidiophyceae; Klebsormidiales; Klebsormidiaceae.